GGAGUCAUCGUCUACUCGCCCGUGACAAGGAGGUCCCAUCGUCCGGUCUUCAUUACCUAGAGAAAGAAUAAGAAAAAGGUUUCUCCUUUCUCGCUUUCCCACGCCAUCGCGCUCAUCUCCUAUGUCACGUUUCUCUUUCCCACCCACCAUUCCAUGAGCCCCGUUCACACUCUAUUUGGAUAGUAGUCAAUCCCGUUCAAGCUGAAUAAUCUGUCUCUCGUUAGUCUACAUUGGCGAUCGCCGGUUCGAUCGUCGGCGCUUUUUGCUCUACUUUGUUUCUGCGGUUUGUUCUUGAAGAUUUUUAAGACAUGUGGAUGUUUAAACCAUUCUCUGGGAAAGAGCAAACUGGAUUAGAAGGCAGACUAAUUGAAAUUGGCAAUGAAAGGCUUCGCGUUCAGAAUGUGAUUGCUGAAGGAGGCUUUUCUUGUGUGUAUCUCGCUCAUGAUGCUGCAAAUUUAUCCAAGCAAUUUGCAGUUAAGCACAUGAUAUGCCAAGAUGGGGAGUCACUUGAUCUGGCGAUGAAGGAGAUCCAAGUCAUGAAACUGCUCAAAGGGCAUCCAAAUGUUGUUACUUUGCUUGCACAUAGCAUAUUAGACAUGGGUAGGAGGAAGGAGGUGCUUCUCAUGUUGGAGUUCUGUGAGGAGUCUUUGGUUAAUGUUGUGGAAAGUAGAGGAGCAGCAUACUUUGAGGAGAAGAAGGUUCUUUCAAUUUUCAGAGAUGUUUGCAAUGCAGUUUUUGCCAUGCAUUCAUUGUCUCCUCCUAUUGCUCACAGGGAUCUGAAAGCGGAAAAUGUUCUCCUUGGGUCAGAAGGAGCUUGGAAAUUAUGUGACUUCGGCAGCACUUCGACUAAUCACAAGUGCUUUGACAGACCAGAAGAAAUGGGUAUUGAGGAGGACAAUAUAAGAAAGCAUACUACUCCUGCAUAUAGAGCUCCAGAGAUGUGGGACCUAUAUAGAAGAGAGCUUAUAUGUGAGAAAGUGGAUAUUUGGGCUCUUGGGUGCCUGCUCUACAGAAUAUGCUAUUUCAAAUCAGCAUUUGACGGUGAAUCAAAACUUCAGAUCUUGAAUGGGAACUUUCGUAUCCCAGAGUUGCCAAAAUACAGUGCUUCUUUAAUUGGCUUGAUCAAAGACAUGCUUCAGGGCUCUCCCAAUGAUCGACCAGACAUCACUCAGGUGUGGUUUCGUGUCAAUGAAUUAUUGCCGGUGGAGUUGCAGAAGCAUUUACCUGACCGUGCUGAACCCGUUAAUGUGAGCCCAGAUGUGCAUAAUGAAGGCAGUCCCAACAGGAUUCCUGUUAAGCCAAGAAGAAGCCCCCCUCCUCCACCUUCUUUCAAAGAAAAGGGUGGUAAUAGCUCGCCUCAACCUCCAAUGGUAGGUGCGAGUGGGAAUCACAUGGGUGCAUUUUGGUCUACCCAGUUUGCACAGGAUUCACAAGUUGUGGAGGACAAGGGUCCAUUAUUUGAUGAAGAACCAGUGAGUCAAACAUUGAAGAAUACUCAGAUCAACCAAGGAAGAACCAGUUUUUCUGUGGAACAGCGAGCUCAGCCUUCACAGACUGGCAUCUACAAGGGGGUUGAAGAUGGCCGAACCGAGGACUUCAAAAUAAGAUCCUCUCAGGAAAACAAAGCAACCUUCCAAAAUGAGUCAUUCCGUGCUUUUGUUGGUGAUUUUGAUUCAAAUAUGAACAAUAACAUUACCAAAUCAAGAAGGGAGGAGGUGUUGGAGGCUGAGAUGGGGAAACUGAAGGAGCAACUUAAACAAUCUAACCUGGAGAAAGCAGAAAUAACAUCCAAAUAUGAAAAGCUCUCUUCCAUUUGUCGCUCGCAAAGGAAGGAGUUACAGGAGCUAAAGCUAGCUUUAGCUGCAUUGAGCCCACCAUCAGUAAAAGACUCUCGGAGUCACGGCUUUGGAAACUUGGAGUCUGACACCCAGUCACGGGAAAAGAUUGAAGGAUCUUUGUUGGAUCUCCAGCAGGGAAAACUUACCAGCACCAUUUCCCCAAACCAAGGUUCCAAACCAUGGCAGGCUUUCGCAGACGAGCCAAAUGUGCAGCUUCUUCCCAAAACAAGACAUUCGAAAUCUGUCAGGACAAUGAAUGGACGUCCCAACAACAGCAAACAUCCUGAAUCUAGCCUAACCCUGGAUGAAUGGGGCUUUGGCCAGGAUAGCUUCACUGCAUCUCCUUCCUCAAGCUCCGAGACAUCCAGUUCUCCCGCUAUCGGAAGUUCUUCGCAGCGCUUUGCAGCUGCCAAAGCCAAGAAGGUAGAAUCCAGCCAACCUGCUGGAUGGGCUGGUUUUUGAAGUGUUUUUUCUGCUUAUUGUUUCUGUUGUCCUUGCCAAUGCCUUGAGCUAUCCUUUGGUGGUGUAAUCAAAACAGAAUGAGAAGAUAAAGAAAGUAAAGUAUUAUGUUCUUCCACAGUACUACAUUUGUAUCAGUUUUGGUCAGAAAAAUGGCCUUUGUGGCUUUGCCCGAGAUCAGUUUGUUCUUUAAACUGUAAGUUCGGGAGCAAGCUGUGUCCAUUAAGACUUGUUAACUCGGUUGUUGGGCUGAACUCAAGUUGAAGUUAUGGGAAAUUAUGUCGUGGUAUAUAAUAUCAAUGAGGCCUCUAAUAUGGAAUUUA
Molecule: messenger RNA, 2620 nt
Organism: Phalaenopsis equestris
Lineage: Eukaryota; Viridiplantae; Streptophyta; Magnoliopsida; Asparagales; Orchidaceae
Product: AP2-associated protein kinase 1
Exons: 8
Coding region: 309-2300 (663 amino acids)
Biological process (GO): protein phosphorylation
Cellular component (GO): cytoplasm
Molecular function (GO): ATP binding; protein serine/threonine kinase activity
Source: RefSeq, a predicted model, not a curated record